Molecule: messenger RNA, 2164 nt
Organism: Lagenorhynchus albirostris (white-beaked dolphin)
Lineage: Eukaryota; Metazoa; Chordata; Mammalia; Artiodactyla; Delphinidae
Gene: SUMF2
Product: sulfatase modifying factor 2
Exons: 9
Coding region: 926-2032 (368 amino acids)
Cellular component (GO): endoplasmic reticulum
Source: RefSeq, a predicted model, not a curated record
UUAGUAUAAAUCCUUUUGAGCAGGGGUCCCCCCAACCCCUGGGCAGAGGACCAGUACUGUUCAGCGGCCUGUUAGGAACCAGGCCGCACAGCAGGUGAGCAGGGAGCAAGCAAGCAAAGCUUCAUUUGCUGCUCCCCAUCGCUUGCAUGACUUUCUGAACUAUCCCCGCCCCCCUCGAAAGACUGUCUUCUGCAAAACCAGUCCUGGUGCCAAAAAGGUUGGGGACAGCUGCUUUUGAGUAAAAAACACUAUUGGAUAAAUUGGACUUUUCAUGCUUUUGAAGUAGCUUUGCUAAACUGCUUCCCAGAAAUGUUACGUUGUAGUGAGUAGAAAGAUGGAAAUAGAGUCAAGGGAGUUGAAAGAGCUGCAAGUCUAAAGUGGCAAAAUAGGAAAGGCAGAGGUUAAAUACAUGGCUGAAGGCAUAGUGACUGAGGACCAGGUGAGGUAAGGGAUUUUCAGGCAAGACGGUAUUUUUGCACAUCGGAACCUUGCUUAGGCUGAUAUCCCUCCCAAACCCUCUAGUGUCCUAUUUUUCUCACCCAAAUUACUGUUCUACAUGUUGCUACAAAAUACAGUAGGUAUAUUUGAAGACCUUGAAAGGGAUGUUGUGUUGCUAAGCUUUGCGUUAGGACUUCGCAGUUGCCUACAGUGAGCAUACAAUAAAUUGGAAGUUGAAGCCUUUUCUGUGAUCUUGCGGUGGUACUCCAGGGCACAAAAGGGAAGGAAAUCAGUCCGUCCAAAUGUUUACAAGCUAAAGAAGGGGUUUCUAGAAUGGCAGGGUCUCUCGACCCCAACGCCGAGAAAAUUGACUUCUCUUAAUUACCUGGCCCGGCAACACUGGAGCUUCGGCCCCAGGACUAAUUUCUAGGUGGGGCCGCGUAGAGGAGCAGUGCGCACGCGUGCGCAGGGCACGGCCGCCGACGUGAUGCGCGCGGCGCGCGUGCGCAGAGGACCCGCACGGUGGCGCGUCUCCUCGUGGGGCUUCGGGGGUCGUGCUCUCGGCAUGGGCACCUCGCCGUCGCCGCUGCUGACUCUGCUGUCCCUCCUCUCCGGCCCGUGGCUCGAACUAGGGAAUGGGCAGAUGACCAACAUGGUCCAGCUACCAGGUGGGAGAUUCCAGAUGGGAACGAAUUCACCAGAUGGCAGAGAUGGUGAAGGACCUGUCCGGGAGGUGACGGUAAAACCCUUUGCCAUCGACAUAUUUCCUGUCACCAACAAAGACUUCAGGGAGUUUGUCAGGGAGAAAAAGUACCAGACAGAGGCUGAGGUGUUUGGGUGGAGCUUUGUCUUCGAGGACCUUGUCUCUGAUGAGCUUAGAAACAAAGCAACCCAGAAAAUGCAGUCUCUCCUCUGGUGGCUUCCAGUGGAAAGGGCAUUCUGGAGGCAGGCUCUCUCUUCCCACUUCCUUGCUCCAUCUGUGGUAAAAGCUGAACUCAGGCACCCUAAGCCUAGCCUUCCUCAGACUUCCACGAGCUCCCAGAAGCUUGUCUCACUUCAUCCUGGCUAUCAGCCUGCAGGUCCCGGCUCUGGCAUCCGAGAGAAACUGGAGCUCCCAGUGGUACACGUGAGCUGGAAUGAUGCCCGUGCCUACUGUGCUUGGCGGGGGAAACGGCUGCCCAUUGAAGAAGAGUGGGAGUUUGCUGCCCGAGGGGGCUUGAAGGGUCAGGUUUACCCCUGGGGAAACGAGUUCCAGCCAAACCGCACCAACCUGUGGCAGGGAAAGUUCCCCAAGGGCGACAAGGCUGAGGAUGGCUUCCACGGAGUCUCCCCGGUGAACGCUUUCCCCCCACAGAACAACUACGGGCUCUUUGACCUCGUGGGCAACGUGUGGGAGUGGACAGCGUCACCAUACCAGCCUGCCGACCAGGACAUGCGUGUCCUCCGGGGGGCGUCCUGGAUCGACACGGCCGAUGGCUCUGCCAAUCACCGGGCCCGGGUCACCACCAGAAUGGGCAAUACUCCAGAUUCAGCCUCAGACAACCUAGGCUUCCGCUGUGCUUCCAGUGCAGGCCGACCACCUGGGGAGCUGUGAGCAGCCACACAGAGAUGAGGAGAGUCCCCCGUGGCACCCGUGGCACUCCCUGGCCACAUGCCAAACACAGCCAAACUCGGGACUGCGUCCAUCCCCUCCCCCCUCCCUGUGGCAGACACCUCUCCCCCGGGC